Terrapene triunguis (Three-toed box turtle) is the source of this 1175-nucleotide messenger RNA. It is a transcript of the gene DRD4, whose product is annotated as dopamine receptor D4. Lineage: Eukaryota; Metazoa; Chordata; Testudines; Emydidae. The record is from RefSeq and is a predicted model, not a curated record. The transcript has 4 exons. Gene Ontology annotation, molecular function: G protein-coupled receptor activity; dopamine neurotransmitter receptor activity, coupled via Gi/Go. Gene Ontology annotation, biological process: adenylate cyclase-inhibiting dopamine receptor signaling pathway; adenylate cyclase-activating adrenergic receptor signaling pathway. Bases 1 to 1119 code for a protein of 372 amino acids. Gene Ontology annotation, cellular component: plasma membrane.
AUGCCGAGCAACGGCAGCGGGGAGCUGGGCAACGCCACCGCGCCGGGAGCGGCGCCCGGCUACAACUUCGCCGCCUUGAUCUUCGGCGUCUCGCUCAUCCUCUGCGUCCUGGGCGGGAACCUGCUGGUCUGCCUGAGCGUCUGCUCCGAGCGCGCCCUCAAGACCACCACCAACUACUUCAUCGUCAGCCUGGCCGUGGCCGACCUGCUGCUGGCCCUGCUCGUCCUGCCCCUCUACGUCUACUCCGAGUUCCAGGGAGGAGUGUGGGCCUUGAGCACAGGUCUGUGUGACGCUCUGAUGACCAUGGAUGUGAUGUUGUGCACGGCCUCUAUCUUCAACCUCUGUGCUAUCAGUGUGGAUCGGUUCAUCGCCGUUUCCAUCCCGCUGAACUACAACCGGCAGCAGAUCGACCUGCGGCAGCUGAUCCUCAUCUCCACCACUUGGAUCUUUGCUUUCGCCGUGGCAUCCCCGGUCAUCUUCGGCCUCAACAACGUCCCAGAUAGGGACCCCACCUUGUGUCAGCUGGAGGACAACAACUACAUUGUCUACUCCUCCAUCUGCUCCUUCUUCAUCCCCUGUCCAGUCAUGCUGGCCCUCUACUGUGCCAUGUUCCAGGGACUCAAGCGGUGGGAGGAGGCCAGGAAGGCCAAGCUGAAGAGCAGCUUGUAUGCGGGCGGCAGGAAGCUGUGCUGCCCACCUCCCCUCAUGGAGAGGAAGCAGGCCGAGGUCAAGCUGCAGGAGCGCAGUCUGUAUGACCGCUCCGAGUGCUCUUUCCCCAGGGGGUACGUGAUGAACAGUGGCAUCCAGACUGUCUCCUACCCUCACCUCAAGUACUCCCACCCGGGACACACACAGAAACAGGCCAAGAUCAAUGGCCGUGAGAGGAAGGCUAUGAAGGUGCUGCCGGUUGUGGUCGGCGCUUUCCUCUUCUGCUGGACACCCUUCUUUGUAGUACACAUAACAAGAGCCCUGUGCAAAUCCUGCACCAUCCCCAGUCAGGUCAUCAGCAUUGUCACCUGGCUGGGCUACGUCAACAGUGCCCUUAACCCCAUCAUCUACACCAUCUUCAACACAGAGUUCAGGAAAUUCUUCCGCAAAGCUUUGCACGUCUUCUGCUAAGGUUGGCACCUGCUGGAGUCAGGGAGGAACUGAAGCACAGGGCACAGCAGGGAGUA